AUGAAAUACAUUGAAUACUCCUCACUCACCCGUCUCGCGCAGGCGCUGACACACGAGGGCCCCGAAUGCUCGGUCCAUACUCGUAUCGAGGCUUACAGCUGCAAGAACAUCAAACGCGACAAGAAGCUCUUCAAAACCCUCGAGCAUGCCUACAAAGACGAAAUAUCAAACUCACCUCCUCUUCCUUCGUGGCUCGCUCUCGACCAUGAGGCUGAAAUGACGCCCUUUGGCCCAAUGAACAAACACUCCUCAAGAAAGACACUUUACCUCCUGAUAGCAACCCUAAACAUCGCCUUCCCAGACCACGAAUUCUCUGAUGUCAAACCUGGUCAUUUCAGCAAAGAGGAGAGCGGGGCGAGUGUGCUGAACUCGCUGAGUAACACUCUAAUAUCGCCGCAUAGAGCAGGAAUGAACGCACCAAGAACUUACUCUUCUUACCCACCCACUUCCUCCGAUUUCUUUCCAUCUUCGGUACCCAGUGCCUCCUCGUCACCGUAUAAUUCCAUCAUCCCACAAAGCCCCUUUGCCCCACCCCCAAUAGUGUCUGGAACCCACCCGACAUUGUACCGAAUGCUUGAUGAAGUCAUUGGUCUUGCAGAUUGCGAGGUCUUCUCGUAUGCCCCAGAAAUAGAAGCAGAUCCGCAUGCGAACGACUAUUCUGAUGAUGAAGAUGAUGCCGCCUCAAUUGGCGACGAGGACUCUUCAAGUGACCUCGACGACGAAGCGCCCUUUGAAUUCGACGACUAUGACGUCGACGAGGUCAAACCACACCGUAGCAGUAGCAGUAGCCCCUCGAGUUCUAUCCUUCGACAAUCUACCCGGGCGUCGCUCGAUGAGAGCUUCCCCCGGCAUUCGCCAAUGUCUUCGUUCCCUCAGAUCAGACUGAAGCGCAGAGGGGCUCUGCUCUGGUCAUCUCAUUGGUUCUUCCUGAACCGGAAACUCAAGCGAAUUAUAUUUAUUUCCGUCUGGGCGCGGUCCAGGGGGGCUGGCAGAUCUUGGAUGAGCGAUGAGGAUGGGCUUGAAGCUCCACUUUCAAUAAACUUUGACGAGGACAGGGCGUUGAGUAAUGAGAGAUUCGUCGGAUGGGACGGAGCGGCUGGCCUUGGCGCGAGAGCGAUGGGUCUGGCCUCUGCCUGA
Pleurotus ostreatus (oyster mushroom) is the source of this 1137-nucleotide messenger RNA. RefSeq lists its product as uncharacterized. Bases 1 to 1137 code for a protein of 378 amino acids. The record is from RefSeq and is a predicted model, not a curated record. Gene Ontology annotation, cellular component: nucleus. NCBI's taxonomy places the organism in Eukaryota, Fungi, Basidiomycota, Agaricomycetes, Agaricales, Pleurotaceae. Gene Ontology annotation, biological process: negative regulation of transcription by RNA polymerase III. The transcript has a single exon. Gene Ontology annotation, molecular function: RNA polymerase III core binding.